UAUGAAGCUACUUCCGUUAAGUGUGAACGAUACCUAACGCUUGUAUCCUACUAGAAUCAUCUCGAAUACUAUUUACAGGUUAUUGAAGUAACUUUGCUCAAGCACAGUGACUGAAAUUUUAAGAAACUGAAAAGUUAUAACGUGGGUUUAUAAAAAUGCAACCUCAAAUAAUUUUACUUAAAGAAGGCACAGAUGCAUCACAAGGAAAACAACAGCUAAUAUCAAAUAUAAAUGCAUGCCAAAUAGUAGUAGAUGCUGUCAGAACUACUUUAGGUCCUCGAGGGAUGGAUAAACUUAUUGUUGAUCAAAAUGGAAAAGCAACUAUUUCCAACGAUGGUGCAACCAUUUUAAAACUACUGGAAAUUGUUCAUCCUGCAGCAAAGACCCUAGUUGAUAUUGCAAAGUCUCAAGAUGCAGAGGUAGGUGAUGGUACUACGAGUGUAGUUUUAUUAGCAGGAGAAUUCUUGAAACAAAUGAAACCGUUUAUUGAAGAAGGAGUACAUCCACGUAUAAUGAUUAAAGCUCUUCGUCUUGCACUUCAAGUAGCAAUUGAAAAAAUAAAUGCAGUAAGUGUAAAGAUAGAUAAGUCUGACCAAACAAAACUAGUGGAACUUUUAGAAGAGUGUGCAGCUACAUCUAUGAGUUCAAAAUUAAUUCAUCAGCAAAAAGAGUUUUUCAGUCGUAUGGUUGUAAAAGCUGUCAUGAUGCUUGAUGAGAUGUUACCUCUCAAUAUGAUUGGUAUUAAAAAGGUUUCUGGUGGAGCAUUGGAAGAUUCAGAAUUGAUUAAAGGUGUAGCUUUUAAGAAAACAUUCUCUUAUGCUGGAUUUGAAAUGCAACCUAAGAAAUAUCAAGAUUGUAAAAUCGCUCUAUUAAAUAUAGAAUUAGAACUUAAAGCAGAAAGAGACAAUGCUGAAAUACGUGUGGAUAAUGUUAUGGAAUAUCAAAAAAUAGUUGAUGCUGAAUGGCAAAUUUUAUAUGACAAGCUUGACAAGAUUCACAAGAGUGGAGCACAAGUAGUAUUAUCGAAAUUACCAAUCGGUGAUGUCGCUACGCAAUAUUUCGCAGAUCGGGACAUGUUCUGCGCAGGUAGAGUUCCUGAAGAGGAUUUAAAAAGGACAAUGAAAGCAUGUGGUGGAAGUAUUCUGACAACUGUACAUGGCAUCAAAGAAUCAGAUCUUGGUAGAUGUGAAAUGUUUGAAGAAAGACAAAUUGGAGGAGAAAGAUUUAAUUUCUUCUAUGAAGGAUCACGUGCUAAAACGUGUACAUUUAUACUUCGCGGAGGAGCAGAACAAUUUUUAGAAGAAACGGAAAGAUCUUUGCAUGAUGCUAUCAUGGUUGUUAGACGUUUGUUUAAAACAAAUGCCUAUGUAGCUGGUGGUGGAGCUAUUGAGAUGGAACUGUCGAAAACGUUACGAGAUUAUUCCCGUGUAAUAGCAGGAAAAGAACAACUUUUAAUUGGAGCAAUAGCUCGUGCACUUGAGGUUAUUCCAAGACAACUAUGUGAUAACGCUGGUUUUGAUGCAACAAAUAUUUUGAACAAAUUGCGACAGAAACAACAUAAAGGCAUGCAUACGUAUGGUGUUGAUAUCAACACCGAAGACAUUGGUGAUAAUAUGUUAGCUUAUGUGUGGGAACCUGCUGUAGUAAAAAUUAAUGCCUUAACAGCUGCAACUGAAGCAGCAUGUCUUAUUUUAUCUGUUGAUGAAACUAUAAAAAACCCCAAAAGUAGUCAGGAUAAUGGACCACAUGCUCCAAUGGGUCGUGGCAUGGGAAGACCAAUGUAAUAAUAAAUCGCUUUAUUAACUUAAAGAAAAAACAUGUGCUAAUGUAUUGCAACAAUUCGCUUAUAUCAUUACAAAUUAUUCAACACAAUUUUUACAUACUUCUUUUCUAUAUUAUAAUAUAAAAUAAAAUAAAUUUCAACGUCUUGUUUCGGAAAUAGUUAAAUAUUUUAUCGCAAAAAUAUUUUAUCACAAUCAGGAUAAUAUAGUAACAUAAUAUUAUGUUUAUCAUGUUUUACAUAUAUACGUACAACCCACGUACAACCCGUAAUACCCACUUUUCAUUUAUAAAAUUGUAACUUAUUGAUUUAAUUGCGAAAUUUAAUAUUAAAAGGAAAAAUUCUUUGUACGCUUCGCAAAAAAUUAAAAGGACAUGAAAAUAUCGUCAUUACAUUAUUGACCUUAUAAAUGUUAACAUCAACGGUAACGGUAACUACUGCUUAUUUGUUAUUAAAUUUCGCCAUCAUCGUAUCACGAAAUUCGUAAGGUCUCGAUUUAGUUUUAAUGUAAUAUUUUACAUUUGCUUACUAUUUUUAAUAAAAAGCAUUUCCUGUUUCACAAGUUUAA
Messenger RNA from Bombus terrestris (buff-tailed bumblebee), 2348 nucleotides. RefSeq names its product T-complex protein 1 subunit eta (gene CCT7). Gene Ontology annotation, biological process: protein folding. Gene Ontology annotation, molecular function: ATP binding; ATP-dependent protein folding chaperone; ATP hydrolysis activity. Lineage: Eukaryota; Metazoa; Arthropoda; Insecta; Hymenoptera; Apidae. The coding region runs from base 156 to 1784 and encodes 542 amino acids. Gene Ontology annotation, cellular component: chaperonin-containing T-complex. The transcript is spliced from 6 exons. The record is from RefSeq and is a predicted model, not a curated record.